AUGACAACCGCUAAAUUAUCUGCAGCAACGCCGCCACCACAAGCAUCGGAAAAUGGAGCGAUCAAUCCGAGAUGGCUAUCAGAUUUACAAGGCCGAUUGACAAAAUCCCUUUCUCUUAAACUUUCACCUGAGGACGCUGGAACGGUGAAAGAUCGACUGGCGUAUCUGGACAAGAACUGGCUCGUGCUUUCUGCUGGUCGAGAAGGGUUCUUGGCCGAGCCUGAAAGAAGAGGAGUUGAUGGCCACGCAAUACAGUGGGGAGAUAUGGAUUUGAUGGUGAGACAUGUCAAUAAUGUCAUCUAUAACCGGUUCGCCGAGUCUGGUCGUGUCAACUGGACACGAAAGCUUGCCCAGUUCACGGAUCCCAAGUAUGAGCAGGAAUGGUUUGAUCUUAUGACACCAAAGGGCAUCGGUCUCAUAUUAGCAAGUAUUAGAACAGACUUUAAAUGUCCCAUGACUUUUCCGGACCGCAUCACAGUUUUGCACAAACUCGUCACAAAGCCAGAUUAUAGCUCCGAUCGCUUCUACCUAGACGUUGUCGUGUAUUCGGAGCAGCAACGGCGACCGGCAGCAAAGUGCUUUGAGGAUAUCGUGGUGUACGAUUACAAGGCUGCGAAAAAGGCCCCUUUAAAACCGUUCAUGGUUGAUGAGUUGCGGGCGACGUUUGACCUGCAAGAACAGCGAAAAGAGGAUACAGAAAAGAAGAUAGCUGAGUUACAUGAGUUUGUCGAGCAGGUGGAGGGUAGCGCUGGUACAGUAUAG
Molecule: messenger RNA, 762 nt
Organism: Trichoderma atroviride IMI 206040
Lineage: Eukaryota; Fungi; Ascomycota; Sordariomycetes; Hypocreales; Hypocreaceae
Source: RefSeq, a predicted model, not a curated record